Molecule: messenger RNA, 1075 nt
Organism: Zychaea mexicana
Lineage: Eukaryota; Fungi; Mucoromycota; Mucoromycetes; Mucorales; Lichtheimiaceae
Exons: 2
Coding region: 85-966 (293 amino acids)
Source: RefSeq, a predicted model, not a curated record
CAGCCCCCAAACACUUGUCGUCGUUCGUAUACUCGUACAUACCUCUCCAUCCAUCCACUACCUCUUUACCAGAUAAUAUAGCGAAUGUCUGUUAACUCUUCCACCACUAUCUUUCUGAAUAACAUCUUCGUUAACAACUUUGAAGAAUCUACCUUUGAUUUCAGCUCCAAUUUCUUUCAACAGACGACUCCCGCCCCGUCUGACGAUUGUUUCCCUUUCUUUGACACAACCACCACCACCACUGUAUCUGCACCCAUAAACAUACCUUCUCCUUCUCCUUCUUGUACAAACAUCACCUAUGCUCCUGUCAACACCAACAACAACAACAACCAUUACUUGUACUCGCCCAUCUCGACAAGUGAUGACAGUCUAUGCUUUUCUCCAGCAGCAGAUUCAGGUAAUUUCCUAUCAGCAGCAUCUCCUGCAUCGUCGUUGGGCUCCUAUAUGGCAGCCGAAACCUUCCUGACGUCCUCGAGUAGUAGUAGUAACAACAAGAACAACAAUGUUGACUUUUUCAAUCACGAUUUCUGCCUGAAUGACUCACUCGGAUCACAGAACAUCCCCUUUACGAUCCCCGCGCUCCAGGUGCAACCCGAGGAAAACUGUCUUCCGACCCCAGUGGCUGGUUCAUCGUCAUCACCCGCUCUUCAGCAAGCGCCUGCUGCUGCAUUCCAGCAACAGCAAGACUACUUGAUGAUGUUGUCACCUUCCAUGGAUCCCAUCUUUGUGGAUCAACCACGACAACAGCAUCAACAACAACAACGCAACGCAACAAUGACGCGCCGCCGUAUUCCCAAGAUCCAUCGAUGCCCUCACUGCACGCACACAAGCAACCGUGCCAAUAACAUGAAGGAGCACAUCUUGACACACGAUCCACAUCGUCCCAAGAAGUUCGCCUGUCCCGAGUGUGGCAAGCGGUUUGCCCGCAAGCAUGACAUGAAGCGUCACUUCAAGUCACCUCACUAGAAAAAACUCUAUCUUUUACCCCCCCCCCUUUGUUGUAUAUGUCCCAUUCCCUCUUUCUCUAUCUUAUAUAUAUAUGUUAUUCUUCUCUUCUCUGUUAUAUAUACUCUAG